AAGUUACUCAUAUUUAUUUUUAAACAGGUAUACACAGAGUGUUUUUUAAGAAGGUUGCGCAACUCUUGACCGCCUUAAAUAGUAAGUCAAUACUCAAGUUUAGAGGGAUUUUUAAUCUUCCUACAAAAUGUCUGCCUCGGAGUUAUCCAGUAUUACCUACAACUAUUCUAAUAAAUUUGAGUUUGAGAGAGUGUGGGAUGAACCAGCGUUUAAUGAGUAUUUGAAUAGGAGAUUGAUGGACCCUUUAUUAUAUUCACUGUUGUAUGCGGUUAUUAUCUUCAGUAUUAAGUAUUACAUGAGGAAUAGAGAAGAAUACGACCUCCGACAACCGUUAGCAGUAUGGAGCACGGGGCUGGCUGUUUUCAGCAUUGCCGGAGUAGUGAGAACAGUACCUGAAUUUUUAUUCGCCGUAAACGAACAGAGUUUUCAGUAUUCAGUGUGCAUGCCUACUUGGUAUAAUGGUGUAGCCGGAUUUUGGGGAGGUUUGUUCGUGACGUCUAAAGUAUGUGAAUUAGGAGAUACUCUGUUUAUUGUGUUAAGAAAGAAGCCCUUGGUAUUCUUACAUUGGUAUCAUCAUAUUACUGUUCUGUGUUACUGUUGGUAUAGUUUUAGUCAGCAUACCGCGGCUGGGCGCUGGUUUAUGGUUAUGAAUUUUACUGUUCAUUCCUUCAUGUACUCAUACUAUGCUCUAAAAGCUAUGCAAAUCUAUGUUCCUAAACAGAUUAGUUUAUUAAUUACUUCUAUGCAGUUAUUACAAAUGAUUAUGGGAUGUAUUAUUAAUAUUAUGGUAUUUGUGUAUAAAUCGAGGGGUGAAUUUUGUCAACAAUCAGAUAUUAAUCUAGUUUUGUCUACUGCCAUGUAUUUCUCGUAUUUUGUACUCUUUGCUAAUUUCUUUUACAAAACAUACAUGGUCCCAAGAUCAAAAAGUAGAAAACAACACAAAUCUGACUAACUCUACCGCUUAUGUAGGCCUAUUCUUUAUUGUAUUUUUUUAUUAUUAUUACUUAUUAUGUCUCAUGUUGAGGGUGUUGUAAAGGGUUGACUAAGAACCGAGUAUACUAAUUAAUUAAGUAAACCUAAACUAGUUUUGGUGUUGUGGGAUGGCAUGGCCCAAUUGGCUUAACACGCCUUUGUUUACAUAGGACACCUAAAUUGGCUGUCAUUUGAAUUAAUCCAAAUUAAGACACUCAGGGCAUUCCGAAAUAACAGUCUCCUAAGUCUUACCUCUAAAGAGAUGUAACAGAAGCUUCUAUUAUUUUCAUAUCGCUGGUGAUCGCUUGAAACCUCAUAAUUAUGACGAUGACGUUAUAUGACGCGAAAAGCUUUCACCCACGAUAAUAUGGAUCUUUCAUAUCUGAAAGCUAUUUGUGCGACAAUCUUUAACCCUGUUAUGUACAAAGUGCUGUUGCCAUAGUCCAAUGUCUAAGGGCAUUCAUCGGUAAAGUUGUUGAAGUUGAUGUUACUGAUUAAUUUACCAUGUAUAGUUUUUGAUCAUGUGUGCAGUCAUAAACAGAAGGGAAUAUGCCCCAUUUAGAAAAUAUAUAUAUAUUGUUAUUGUUACCAUUAAUUUUAGACCAAAUAAAACCAUUGUUUUCAUUGAUUUU
Lottia gigantea (owl limpet) is the source of this 1604-nucleotide messenger RNA. RefSeq lists its product as hypothetical. Gene Ontology annotation, cellular component: endoplasmic reticulum membrane. Gene Ontology annotation, biological process: very long-chain fatty acid biosynthetic process; fatty acid elongation, monounsaturated fatty acid; fatty acid elongation, saturated fatty acid. Gene Ontology annotation, molecular function: fatty acid elongase activity. The transcript has a single exon. The coding region runs from base 128 to 952 and encodes 274 amino acids. The record is from RefSeq and is a predicted model, not a curated record. Lineage: Eukaryota; Metazoa; Mollusca; Gastropoda; Lottiidae.